This is a messenger RNA of Diachasma alloeum, 1531 nucleotides long. RefSeq names its product odorant receptor 82a-like (gene Or190). The record is from RefSeq and is a predicted model, not a curated record. Gene Ontology annotation, cellular component: plasma membrane. Lineage: Eukaryota; Metazoa; Arthropoda; Insecta; Hymenoptera; Braconidae. The transcript is spliced from 8 exons. Gene Ontology annotation, biological process: sensory perception of smell; detection of chemical stimulus involved in sensory perception of smell. Gene Ontology annotation, molecular function: olfactory receptor activity; odorant binding. The coding region runs from base 1 to 1251 and encodes 416 amino acids.
AUGACUGAGUUUGAUAGUACGGGACGGCCGUUGCGAUUGUAUUUUGAACAUCUUCUAGGCGGAGAUGUCCGCAUUCUGCAAUCAAUCGGAUUGUAUUCAAUGGGUAGUAUUCUCACGCAUCGUGAACCAAAAUGGGCUUAUUGGGAAGUAAUACCUAUUGCCCUCGUGAUACCUGGAUUAUGUUUUGGCGUGGUUUGUAAUAUAAACAACAUCAUCAGACUUUUGAAAACUGAUCACAUGAUGACAAUUGAAUUCGCUGCCACUACGCUCACCGCUGUAUUAAGUACAUUUAAAGGUUGUCGAUUAUUCGUUCAUCGACGAGAAUUUUACUUCUUGAUAAAGACAUGCCACAUUCAUUGGAAUGUUCAGGUGUCUCGCAAUACACUAACACAAAGUAUCGUGGAAAUUGCGAGAUUAGCCCGUUUGUUUAGGAUUUAUUAUGGUACCGUGGUUAUCAUAGCUUUCUCAGCAUUUGUAGUACAGCCAUUGGGGGCAUACAUUCUGAACCCUCCGUCUAGAUCGAAUGAAUCGAUUGUGUUUACAAAAACUAUCUAUCCAGCUCGUUAUCCUUUUACCUUAAAUUCGAGUAGAGCAUUCUUCAUUUGUUUAGCCUUAGAAACGAUAGGAAUGUAUUUUAUGAUGCUACAUUGGAUAGCAACGGAUGGACUUUUCACCCAAUUCACAACACAUUUAUCUCUUCAUUUUCAAAUACUUUCGAAUCAGAUUCGUAGAAUAUGUCCUAGUACAACGAUUUCGCCAUCGAAUUCAACUACAGUUUCGAAGCGCUUGAAAGCACUUAUCGAAGAAUAUAUAGAAUUGUUUAAAUAUGUCAGGUCGUUGGAAAAAUUGUACAAUCCAAUAAUAUUCGCCACCGUUUUAGUCAACGCAAUAAUUCUUUGCACCUGUCUUUAUAGUAUACAAUAUAACAGUGCAAAGAAUAAUUGGGAGGAUGUUGAAAAAAAUCUGUUGCACGCAUUAGGAGUAUCUUUACAAACUUUGAUGUUCUGUACUUGUGCUGAACGUUUGAACAAUGAGGCAAUUAGAAUUGCUGGAGUUCAUCAAGCAGCUUAUGAUUGUCCAUGGACUGCAUUCAGUUCACCGAUAAAAUGUUCAAUUCUAAUGAUGAUGACAUUGACACAACGGGAAUAUGUAUACUCAGCGUACGGUUUCAUUCAUUUGAACAUGCCUCAAGUUACCACGAUCUUUACUGCGGCCAUGAGAUACUUCACACUAUUGAGGAGUAUUACUUAAGAACGUUCAACCGUUCUAGUAAACUAUUUAGAUGGAAAUGAAAAAAAUUUAUGAAUAAAUCAUCCAAGAGAGAUAUAUUCAUUUGUUAAGAAGCACAAAAAUUACGGGAAGGGUUGAUAAGUACUACAGAAUUUGUAACUGGGGUGAUAAUUAAGGGCCUAUUUCUCACCACUACCAAGGGAUUAUCUGAAAAAAUUUCAAUGUAGGAAAUAAUAACGAGGAAUUAUGGACAGCAAAGAUGGAAUAAUCAGUAUUAAUUUCUUUCGCGAAUCAAUAUUAA